This is a messenger RNA of Sycon ciliatum, 2642 nucleotides long. RefSeq lists its product as uncharacterized. The record is from RefSeq and is a predicted model, not a curated record. Lineage: Eukaryota; Metazoa; Porifera; Calcarea; Leucosolenida; Sycettidae.
AAGAAUCAGCUGGCUCUAGUGCUUCAGCGGUUGUGGCUGCUGCAGUAAGUGCUGUGGUCGGUGUGGCGGCAGUGACGAUAGGCGCGCUCUUAGUCCGUUUCCGUGGCAAGGACGUACCGAAAAUAAUGCAUUUGGCUGAACUUAGACGGGGAAAAUCUGAUAAACAAACACUGGGCGCUGACACAUCAACGCACACAGGCACUACGAGCUUCAGCAGAGAAUCCAACCGUUUGACCAAGCCAAGCAGGGACACAAUGUCGUCCGAUUGUGCGACAGAAGACUAUUACAAUACCAUGGACAGCGGGUUGAGUUUGAGGGCCCAGGCCAGUAGUGCUAGUCAGUACCAGAACCUCGGUGAGAAAGCACUGGAGCACUCGAGUACCUACGAUGUUUGCACGGACAAAGGGCACGCGCAAGAUCCCAGGCUGCCGGCAUUGCACAAGCAGCACGGCGUUGAACUAAACCUGUCAACCGAUUACCAAAAUCGGACUAAUCUGGGAUCAGCGGCAAGGCCAGGCCGUUGCAGUCCAGCUAAGAUGGCUUCAAUCCACGGCAAUGCAGACAUCUAUGUCAAUGACACGUCAGCCACCGACUAUUCUAACAGCGUAAGUGGGGAAAGUGCUGCAAUGCUGCUGCACUGCAGUGCCGUCAAUCCAACCAGCAGCAUUAUUGAAACCAGCACUGACAUCUAUGGCAAUGAAAUGUCCCCGCCGAACUCCUGCACACUCCUCAGCUCUAUUGAAGAUGUUGGACUGCAGCUUGGCAGCGUCAGCAACAGCAGCACUCGUCUCCAUCACAAUAAAAUGUCUCCAGCCAGCUCUCGCACACACAUUCAACGUCAGGGAAAUGUUGGAGCACAGCACAGUGCCGUCAUGAUCCCAACCAGCAACAUUACUGACAACAGCACCGAUAUCUAUGGCAAUGAAAUGUCUCCAAAAUCCAGUAUCAUCAUGAACGACGACACAGACGUUUAUGGCAAUGGAAUGUCUCCGAAAUCCAGUAUCAUCAUCAACGCCGACACAGACGUUUAUGGCAAUGGAAUGUCUCCGACAAACUCUGUUACUCGCAUUGCCUGUGUGGGGAACCCACCCAGCACCGCUCUCAGUGACGACACAGAUGUCUACGGCAAUAGUAGCAUGUCUCCAACUAACUCCUGCACCAACCUGAGUUGUAGGGGAAGUAGCAGUGUGCAGAUCAAUACAUGUACAGCCGUCGCCCCGGAUAGCAGCAGUAAACCAGUCACCUGCAGUUCUAUCAUGGCAGCUGCAGAAGAUGAUAACGAGUAUGAAUGCGGGGAUGACAUGCUUCCAGCCACAUCUACCAACUGGUGUCCAGUCACAAGCAGCGAGAGUGCAGGCAUCAGUGGAGCGUCAGUACUUGAGUAUGAAAACAAUACGAUGGCAGCAGCAACAGCAGCCGCAAUGUCACCGAGCAUCGAUGCCAAACCUUUGGAAGAAGACGAGUAUGGCAACAACACCAAACCUUUGGAAGAAGAUGAGUACGGCAAUGAAACCAAACCUUUGGAAGAAGAUGAGUACGGCAACGACAUUAUUCCAACGAAAGAUUCUAACAGAAGUAUUCUCUCCAGUGAUGCCAUCAUCACGAGUGGACUAAAUAUAGGUGCAGAUGGAUACCCAGUGGCCGGUUGCAAGGCUGCUGGGACAAUCCCCGAGGAUAUAUAUGAAUGUGGAGAAGGUGCGAUUGCAGAGAAUGUAUAUGAGUGUGGCGAUAAUACGAGAGUGGCCCAAUACCAUGCCCAGUCAACAAUUGAGGAGGAUAUAUACGAGUGUGGUGAUGUUACGGGGGUGGCCCAGUUCCAAGCCCAGGCAACAAUUGAAGAAGAUUUAUAUGAGUGUGGCGAUGUGGUUGCUAAUGCAGCUGGUAACACAAGCCAAUACAAGGGCAAUCAAGGUGACGCCAGGCAGGUGACUACCUCCAGGCGGGGCCAGGUACACAACAGUGGCUCUCAACUGUCCGUAUCCAAACCCAAACCACAGGUACCUACCUUGUCCAAACCACAGGUACCUACCAGUGCUCGACCAGGUCUUCCAGUGCCAGUAGUGCCCAGUUCUCCCCGACCUGGUGCACCCAGGCGCUAAGUAUCUGCCUUCACCCGGAUCACCACUGAUUCCCCCGACCUGGUGCACCCGGGCGCUAGGUACCUGCCUUCACCCGGAUCACCACUGAUUCCCCCGACCUGGUGCACUCGGGCGCUAAGUACCUGCCUUCACCCGGAUCACCACUGAUUCCCCCGACCUCGUGCAACCAGGCACUUAGUUAGCUUCUGUCAGUACCCGGAUCAGCAGCACAGAUUCUCACAUGCUGCCAGUACAUCCAGGCACUAGGUAUUUUCUAUUAAAUACUUUGUAUUUAUCCCUGCCAGUACUAUCCAUACUGAGUUCUAGACAGCCUAGUGUACGCAGUUUUCCAAUAGCAGUUGUAGCAAGGUCGUAGCUGGCUGCUUCCCAUCUCCCAUUACCUCUCCAAGUGUUGAUGUGUCCUAGCGUACACGAUAAACUGUUGGUAAUGUCCGCACACUCCAACGCAGCCACUCAGACAUGAUGAAACUUCACUAAAAUAACUCCAAUGACGACGCUCUGUCUCUUAUUGUAAUAGGUAGCCGAGUGGAGGCACGGUGCUUA